AUGGGAGGAUGGAAGUUGGAAACCGGUCGUUUUCUACUCUGUGUGACAUUUCCCGUGGCGGCUUUUUGGCUCUUUAAUCAACCGUCAAUAUUUCAGAAAUUUAUGCGAAACUACAAAGUAGCGGACACAACAGAGAACGAUGAAGCCUUUGCCAAAUGGAAGGAACAAAUGCAAGUACAAAGAAGGAAGGAGGAGUAUGAAAAGUUUCUUCGAGAGCAAAUGGCUUUUGAAGCUGCACAAAAACAACGAAAAAGUAUUGAAGCU
Messenger RNA from Mesorhabditis belari, 264 nucleotides. NCBI's taxonomy places the organism in Eukaryota, Metazoa, Nematoda, Chromadorea, Rhabditida, Rhabditidae. The record is from the annotation of a GenBank genome assembly.